Messenger RNA from Colletes gigas, 2130 nucleotides. Its product is annotated as fatty-acid amide hydrolase 2-B-like. The record is from RefSeq and is a predicted model, not a curated record. Bases 297 to 1856 code for a protein of 519 amino acids. The transcript is spliced from 9 exons. Lineage: Eukaryota; Metazoa; Arthropoda; Insecta; Hymenoptera; Colletidae.
CGACUGGCGAAUCACAGCCAGUGUACACUCGCGUGCGAGACGGAGGAGUUGCGUCAGUCGGUUCGCAUUUUUCUUUUUAAUAAGAUUCACCGAGCAUAGAGGAGAGACGAGACACGCGAACGUAGACGAAUAGUUGGAUUUACGGCUCGAUCGUAUCGACUUGUCGUCGAGUGUAGCAAGUUUACGACUUGUCGCGGUCUGAGAAACACGGAUGGUGUGCGCUGUGUUCAUCUAGCUUGAAGACGCGUGGAUCGGAAGCGAACUUUCGAGGCUCGGUACACUAGAUAGCAGGCAAAAUGAUUGUCGCCAACAUGAUAGUCGUCUCUAUGCACCUAUUGCACUUUGUUCUCCGCCCUCUGGUCUAUCUUGUUCGCAUCAGGAGACGGCCGAGCAUACCAUCGAUCAGGAAUCCUCUGUUAAGAGUCAGCGCGACCACGUUAGCCAGGAGGAUCAGAAACGGAGAACUUACUAGUCAGACCGUAGUGGAAGCAUAUAUAGGGCGUAUUAAGGAAGUGAAUCCUUUCUUAAAUGCCGUGGUGGAGGAACGAUUCGAGGCGGCUGUAAACGACGCGAAAAUUUGCGACGAAAAUCUGAAGUCUGGAAACGUUGCUGCCGCUACUCUGGAAAUUGAGAAACCGCUUUACGGAGUGCCAAUAACUGUCAAGGAAUCCUGUUCCCUCGAAGGAUUGAGUUUGACGGGUGGCACCAAGGCGCGAAGAGGAAUGAAAGCUGCGGAAGAUGGGGCAGUGGUAGAAAUGCUAAAGAGCGCGGGAGCUAUUCCUCUAUGCGUUACCAACACGCCCGAAUUGUGUACGGGGCUUCAUUCUACGAAUUUCCUUCAUGGCUCGUCGAGAAAUCCAUACGAUACGAGGAAAUCGCCAGGAGGAUCUUCGGGCGGAGAGGGUGCGUUGAUUGGCGCAGGAGCGUCGAUACUCGGGGUCGGUUCGGACAUAUUGGGAUCCAUAAGACUGCCAAGUCUCUUCAAUGGUAUUUUUGGUCACAAACCUACACCAGGCGUUAUUCCUAAUCAUGGACAUUUCAUAGACCCCAUAAAUACGUCGUUGGAAUAUUUGUUUUCGUUCGGUCCGAUGGCGAGGUACGCGGAAGACCUUCAUUUGGCUAUGAAAGUGUUGUCCGCCAAGUGUGGGAGACCCUUAAACUUGGACGAGCCGGUGGACUUGAAAAAUCUUCGAGUGUUUUACGUGAAGAACAUCAAAAGUUUCUGUGGCAUUAGAUCAACCACGUCGGAUAUAAGACGAUCGAUCAAAGAAGCGAUACAAUACAUGGCUGUGAAAGGUGCAAGCAUUCACCGGUUAUCGCAAGAAUGGGUAGAGAAUUCGCUCAUGUACGUGCUAUCUAAUUUCCAAGACGGUAAUAUACCAGACAUACUGGUGGACUGUCACCACCCUGACAGAAGGAAGAAACGAGUGGCCGAGUGCUCGAAAGCAUUCUUUGGCCUUUCGAACUUCACGCUUCACGCCAGCAUUUUCGCAUUAUUGGCGGAGUAUCGUGGAUUCCUGCCCCGUUCGAAAGCGAAACAUUACGAGGAAGUGAAGGAGAACAUGCGUCAAAGAAUCAACAAGUUGCUCGGCGACGACGGAAUAUUUAUAUGCCCCACGUAUCCUCACACGUCGCUUCGGCCAGAAUUAGCUACUUUCGAAAUAGAUGCGGUUAAUUAUUGCACGAUUUCCAAUGUGUUGAAGUUACCGUCGACCCAUGUUCCAAUGGGACUGAACAAGGACGGAAUGCCUAUUGGAUUUCAGGUGAUGGCUGGAUACAAUCAGGACCGUCUCUGCUUAGCAGUGGCCAGGGAGUUGGAAAAGGCCUUUGGUGGGUGGGUGCCUCCUGCCAGCUGAUUAUCUAUUUCCUGGGCUCUAAUUCUUCGGUUAGAUCUUUACCAAUACAGUACAUGUAUUAUAUCGACUGUUGAUCAUCAUGGUUAUUCUAUUGAAAACUGCUGUCUUUUUAAAGUAAGGUAACCUUUCACGUACCUUUAAAAACUGAUAACUAUUAUCAUUCUUUGAACGUAUCUUAAAACAGUAAUUUAAAACAAUUGGGUAAUUGCAAAAUGCUUGAUAGAUUUCUAAAGUAGAUGCUGCAUUCUUUAUUAUAACGAGGCUAUGUAUUAGA